ACAAAAACUCAGACAGCAAUACAAUCAAAACAACUUCGAUGCUUCCUUUUCCUCCUCAAAUAAUUGUUUUCCACUUCAAAAUCCAAAACACCCCGCCACCACCACCACCAUGCCCCUCGAUCCCGCCACCGCCACAACCACCGCAUCAAGGCCCAUAUCACCACUCCCUCAACCCCACCCACACCACCAUUACCCUUCACCUCAACAACAACAAACCCUUCCAAGUCGCGCCCCAAAUCCUCCAUUAGCCAAACCCCACGAUCCUUCCCAACCCUUCGCUUACCCUUUCGCCGCCUUCGCCCCCAAAGGCCUCAGAGAUCAUGGCGUUGCCGCCGGCUACCCCCCGCCGUCACUGAUGUUUCCCCACGCCGGCGUUCGAGGCAUGAACUUGGACUACCUCAGCCACGCCUUGCACGUGACUCGGCCACUCCCUCACGUGCCGUUCCCUCACUUGGGUAACAACGCUACUAUUACCCCUGCAGCAUCCCCUCCCGUUAAAAAGGCUACUCCUCGAUCUGCAGUUUCCGAUAUCAACGGCUAUAAAGACACGAGUGUGAGGGAAAGAAGCAGAGAGGACACAUAUGUUGUCGUUAGAGACCGCAAAGUCAGAAUAACAGAGGAUGCUUCUCUGUAUGCACUUUGUAGAUCAUGGUUGAGAAAUGGUAUACAUGAAGAAAGCCAGCCACAGCAGAAAGAUGUAAUGAAGGCACUUCCCAAACCAUUGCCUGCAUCUAUGGUGGGUAGUUAUAUUUCAAACAAAAAAGAAGAUGAAAACGGCAAAGAGGAGCAGGAAGAGAAUGAGAAGUCUGUUGAGCACUUAUCACCACAAGAUCUAUUGAAGAGACAUAUUAAACGUGCCAAAAAGGUUAGAGCACGUUUACGGGAAGAACGGUUACAACGCAUCAUGAGGUACAGGAGUAGGCUUAGGCUUUUGCUUCCUCCACCCGUUGAACAGUUUAGAAAUGACACAGCUGCUGGGAAUUAACCUUUUGCUGAUUCUACAGACAUGAAGGUUAUUGGUUGACUGACUCUAACAGGCUUCUAGUUAAAUUCAAUAUUAUGUUUGUGGUUCACUGAAAAGAUAUCUUCAUAGUAGAAAGUUUCAAAAUCUAACUAAAAUGGGUAUAUAUUUUUCAGCUUUUCUCCUUGAUUUCAAUUAUGGCUGGUCUUUGACCAGGAAAUUGGCAAUAGCUAGGGUUUGAAUGAGUAGCCAUGAAUCAGAAAUCAGUCUGCCUAGACCAUUGUUUAUCUUGACCGCUGCUGAUAGAAUGACCAACUCAUUUUACGUAUGACAAGUCCGUAUCCCCU
Messenger RNA from Abrus precatorius (Indian licorice), 1308 nucleotides. RefSeq lists its product as uncharacterized. The record is from RefSeq and is a predicted model, not a curated record. Gene Ontology annotation, cellular component: transcription repressor complex. Lineage: Eukaryota; Viridiplantae; Streptophyta; Magnoliopsida; Fabales; Fabaceae. The transcript has 7 exons. The coding region runs from base 110 to 985 and encodes 291 amino acids.